AGUUCCUCCUUUCGCCAUUCCGGGGUGUCGCCACACCACGGAGAGUACUGAGGGAGUCCUGCGAAGAGACCGCCUAGUCCCCUCCAGGCCUCUUCACACCUCUCCACACCUUCAUCCAGCCACACACGGUUGCCCCGGCAUGCCCCAGAAGACAGGUAUCCGCUCUUUAUUCCCUCAGAGAACCGCCGCAGACCUCCCCGGCACCCCUGUUUGAAAGAUUACGGAGACACCGAGGGAUGCUACUGCAGCAAAACGCACCCCGCACCGCGAAAAUUCUCCACGUCUGCCCGAGGAACAGAAACAUUUGGUUGGCCCUUGACCGAAGCCCCUGAGGAUGUCCGACAGCGGUGGGAACAUGAACUCCGACGAUCGGCCGGUUAAAACGGUCCCCUUCCCCCUGAGCCACAGGCUCUCCAUGAAGGAAGUGUUUGACUGUGAGGGGAAGCCUAGAGUAGACCUGCUAAAAGCCCACCUCACCAAGGAGGGCCGUCUGGAGGAGGUGGUGGCCCUACGCAUCAUCAAUGAGGGAGCCGCCAUCCUGUGCCAGGAGAGGACCAUGCUGGAUAUAGAAGCCCCAGUCACAGUGUGUGGAGACAUCCAUGGUCAGUUCUUUGACCUGAUGAAGCUGUUUGAGGUGGGCGGUUCCCCCGCGACGACACGCUACCUCUUCCUAGGGGACUACGUGGACCGGGGUUACUUCAGUAUUGAGUGUGUGUUGUAUCUGUGGUCGUUGAAAAUCCUCUACCCGAAGACGUUAUUUCUUCUACGGGGAAACCAUGAAUGUAGACAUCUGACAGAAUAUUUCACUUUCAAAACUGAAUGUAAGAUAAAGUACUCUGAGCAGGUGUAUGACUCGUGUAUGGAUGCGUUUGACUGCUUGCCGCUGGCUGCUCUGAUGAAUCAGCAGUUCCUGUGUGUCCAUGGAGGGCUCUCGCCAGAGAUCCACACGCUCGACGACAUCAAAAAGUUGGACAGGUUCAAGGAGCCUCCAGCUUUCGGGCCCAUGUGUGACCUGCUGUGGGCCGACCCACUCGAAGACUUUGGCAACGAGAAGACGCAAGAGUACUUUGGCCACAACACAGUCAGAGGCUGCUCCUACUUCUACAGUUACCCUGCAGUGUGUGAGUUUCUACAGACCAACAACUUGUUGUCAGUCAUCAGAGCACAUGAAGCGCAAGAUUCUGGUUACCGAAUGUACAGAAAGAGUCAGACUACAGGCUUCCCCUCCCUCAUCACCAUCUUCUCAGCACCUAACUACCUGGACGUCUACAACAACAAAGCGGCGGUUCUGAAAUAUGAGAACAACGUGAUGAACAUCCGCCAGUUCAACUGUUCCCCUCAUCCCUACUGGCUUCCCAACUUCAUGGAUGUCUUCACCUGGUCCCUGCCCUUCGUUGGAGAGAAAGUGACAGAGAUGCUGGUGAAUGUUCUCAGUAUCUGUUCAGAUGAUGAGCUCAUGGAGAAUGAUGGAGAGGAAGAGGUCUAUGAUGCCAAUGCAGCGGCGGCUAGGAAAGAGGUGAUCAGGAACAAGAUCCGUGCCAUCGGGAAGAUGGCCAAAAUGUUCCAAGUUUUACGGGAGGAGAGUGAGAACGUAUUGACCCUGAAGGGACUGACACCCACUGGCAUGCUGCCCAGCGGAGUUCUGUCAGGAGGCAAGCAGACUCUGCAGAGCGCUACCAUUGAGGCCAUUGAAGCCAUUGAUCCUGUUGAGGACGCAGAAGCAAUCCGAGGCUUCUCUCCUCAACAUAAGAUCAAUAGCUUUGCGGAGGCCAAGGGUCUGGACCGGAUCAACGAGCGCAUGCCCCCCCGCCGUGAUGCCGUCAACAGUGUGGGUGUCUCCAUGGGCCGCAUGAACAUGGGGGAGCCCAACGGCACCGACAACAACAGCAAUAUACAGGGAUGAUGCACACACACACACACACACACACACAUUUAAACACUAUUUCAUACACACUCUGAAACACACACAUGGAUAUGAAGUACAUACACCAACAUACACACAUUUGACUUACACAUACUCACAAAUACACUUGAUUUAAACAUAAAGUACACACACAUACUUAUACAUACACAUAAACACAAAACAUACAGGCUACACAAGUCAACAUAUACCCUUAUACAGUGAUGGCACACACACCAUCCUCCUCCUCCCCCCUACCCCGUCCUGUUGCUGCCCAGCCCACCUCUCCACCAGUGUGGCAAGACUUUGCCAUGGAUGGUUGAGGCGUCCUACUGGACAAACUGUACUGCAGGUUCCAUCAUUACCUGAUCUGACCUGGUCACACACACUACUGAAGGCCCCUGACCUGACCACAACACACUACGGAACACUCUACUGGACGUUCUGGAACACUCUACUGGACAUUCUGGAACAGUCUACUGGACAUUCUGGAACACUCUACUGGACAUUCUGGAACACUCCUGGACGUUCUGGAACACUCUACUGAACGUUCUGGAACACUCUACUGGACGUUCUGGAACACUCUACUGGACGUUCUGGAACACUCUACUGGACGUUCUGGAACACUCUACUGGACGUUCUGGAACACUCUACUGGACGUUCUGGAACACUCUACUGGACGUUCUGGAACACUCUACUGAACGUUCUGGAACACUCCAAUGCAAAACAAAGAGCUACUGUUCUGUUCGCAUUGUGUAGUAGGGGUGACUGGGUGACAGAUGUUACCUUUCUGUUGUGUUGAGGGCAGAGGGAGAGUGGGGGGGAUUGGGGAGGGGAGGCAUGGGCUGAGAGGUCAACGAGGGCUGAGGUGGCAUGCGGGAGAGGGACUUCCUGUCCGGGAUUUUCAGUUUCCUCUUCUCAUUUUAAAACAGGAAUUUUGUGGUCAGCCCGGUUGGUGGUUUACUUCAUUCACUUUAUUUUAUAAGAUAGAUAGAUAGAUAGAUAGAUAGAUCGAGAGAUGGACUGGAUGGUUGUUGUGAUGUCCAUGGGAGUUUAUUUGUGUGUGCUUGUGUCUGCAUUUGCAAUUGUGUGAGUGUAUGUGUGUCUGUGGGGGUGAAAUUUGAAUGGCAUUUUCAUAUGCAACAUACAAGGUUGUGCUAUCGAACAUGUUUUGCUACCAGUACUAUAUGAUAAUAACAGGACAUUCAAAUGAAACAUAUUAUUUAUUAACUUCAAGGAAAAUACUAUGUUGUCAGAAGGUUAAAAAUGCAGUCUUAUUACCUGAGUGUUCUCUCUCGAUCUUAUUUUAUAAGCCAAUAUGCUCCACUGGUCAGUUAGUCAGGACUAAAGUGUGUGACCCACCGUUAAUUCACACAGAGUUCACAGUACAUUCACUACACCCCAGACAGACGCUGCCUCUAAAGUCAGUCAGAUAAAUAAAACUGACCUUAGAUCAGUUUUAGUGGCAACGUCUGUCUAUUCCACUCUUAUGUUCUAUUGCUAAAACUGAUCAUAUUUAACUUUUAAGGGCAACUUUUUAUCACUUUUACUUAUUUCACUUGCUGGGACUAGCUACACGUUUAAUGUUCUAUUGCUGCCAAGUCAAUCAUAGAAAUAGAAAGCAUAGAAUGGACACCUGUAUCAGAAAUUGAAAUGUAGAAAUAACUAUGAUAGAUUGGCUGUUUUGCAGGCAUGCAAUCAGAAUCAGCAAUGAGUGAAGUCCAUUCCAUGCGUUCCAUUUCUACGGUGUCCUCUUAAUGUGCUGUCCAGUAGCCUAUAACCUGAGCUGGCUGCACUGGAGGAAAUUCCUAUAGUGUAUAUGCUGUUGUGUUCUACCUUGAAAAUGAAAUGAAGUGUUUUUGGCUGAGUGUGAGCAGUGACUAACAGAAGUCAACAGAAGGUUAUUUAUUUGUAAAGCAUUUAUAAACGCAUCAAUGCAUGCAGUUAAGUUAUUUGAUAAUAAUAAUGUGAAAUUCGAUUUGUGCUGUGUUUCAGUAUGGUAAGUUCCCUUUUUCUUCCUUCAAAUAGGGAUCAUAUUUAUUUUGUAAAACAUUUAUGAUUUUUAUCAUUUUUGAGGGGUGAUUUUGUUAUUCUUUUUGAAAUGUUUUCCAUUAUUGUAUUAUGAGUUAAUGUAUUGUUUUAUUUUGAUGCUGUACAGACUGGAAGCUUCUAUGAGGUGAAAUGCAUUGUGACUCUAUCUCUCCUCUCUUCUCUGUUGAUGUACAGGAGUUGCUUUUAAACUUGCAAUAGCGUGAAUGAAUGACCAUACUAUAAAGAGACAGACUUUCAUUCAGGCAGCCAAAGCAUGAUUGCAUGGUAAACUCAUCUGUAAAAGCAGACACAGUUACAGAAGUUGUCUUUCAAAUUUUAAAGGGAAAGUUUACUCUCAAAUCAUAAUUCUUAAAUUAUAUUCUUGUUAUUUAAUAUUAUUAUAUUUAUAAUUAACAUUAUUCUUAAGCUCUCUGCUGGUUGCUCUUGCAUUUUUCUGAUCUUUGUUUGGUCUCAUUGUGCUUUAUUUUACGAGGUGAACUUCCUCGAGACCUUGUGCCAUAUAGUUUGUGCCAUGGCUCUCUGUCUCAUCACACACACUGUAAGCAUGCCCCAUGGGACAAACCACUUUUUUUACUCUUGAAUAAAAUAUGCAUGAACCUUU
This is a messenger RNA of Oncorhynchus nerka (sockeye salmon), 4553 nucleotides long. Its product is annotated as protein phosphatase 3 catalytic subunit alpha-like. Gene Ontology annotation, molecular function: calmodulin-dependent protein phosphatase activity; calmodulin binding. Bases 335 to 1903 code for a protein of 522 amino acids. Gene Ontology annotation, cellular component: cytosol; calcineurin complex; cytoplasm. The transcript has 14 exons. The record is from RefSeq and is a predicted model, not a curated record. Gene Ontology annotation, biological process: calcineurin-NFAT signaling cascade. NCBI's taxonomy places the organism in Eukaryota, Metazoa, Chordata, Actinopteri, Salmoniformes, Salmonidae.